AAAACGUUAUUAUUAAAAUUUUAAAUUAUAUUUUAAAUUUUAUUUUCUCUACGGAUCAAAUCAGAUAUUCUUUAAAAUUUUAAAACAUUUCGGAUAUCCGAGUCACCAAAUACCUAGGUGGCUAAAGAUUGAAUGGACACGAAUACUUUCAUAUACCCAAAUAUUCGAUAUGUGCCCACCCCUAUUUACGGAAACAAUUUUAGUAAAUUAGUUAUUUUUUGCAUCAUGUGCAUAAAUUAAAAUUUUAAAUUUAAAAAAUAUUUAAAACUAAAAUUUUGUUAAUAUUUAAGAUUUUAUUAUUUUUAGAAACAUUUUAAUUUUAAUACUAAUUUGAUUGAACAAAAAAUAAGAUAAAAUUAACAACUUUUUUAUUUUAAAUUUAUAUAUUUAAAUUAAUAAUUUUGGAUAAUUUUUUUUAUCUAUAUUUUUGGGUAAAGUGUAUUAGACCAAAUUGUAUAAAACAAAGAGAAACUUUUAUUAGAUUUAAAUAUUGUAUAAUUAUCAAAAAAUAAUAUUAAAUAGUAUUUCUAAAAUUGUUUUAUAUUAAAUGGAAACCAAUGGUAUUAGGAUUAGAAAUUCAUAAGUUUUCAUAAAUUUCAUAAAAUUUUGAAGAUUAUUAGUAUUAAAAAUUGUAUAUUUACUUAGAAGAAUUCAAUAAACGCUUAGAAAAUUUUAAAAUAUUAUUAUAUUUGUAUUUACAUUUUAUAUUAUUUUCUCUUAAUAGUUUAUGAGUUUUUACAGUUGCCCCAAAAAGAGUUAUUACCAUAUUUUUAAAAGCUUAGGAAAAAUAUAUAUCAACACUAAAUGUGAAUGUCCUUGUUACAAUUAAUUUCAAGUCAUAUCAAAUUUUGUAGCAAUCCAUAUCAUUUUUCCUCAUAAAAAUAAAAAUGGUAAUGACACAUAAGAAAAUUUCAAAAAAAAAAAAAAUCACUUCUUAAAUAAUGGAUAGGUUAAUGGAGAAUUUUCAUCUUUGCCAAUUUUUAGUACAAUUAUUCAUGUUUACCAACAUUAAAGAAAUAUUUUCAAAAAUAUUGUCUUCAUUAAGUGAAAAUGAUUCUUAUACCCUUGUUUUCUAUAUAUAUAUAAUAAAUAUUUUUUAAUAAAUAAAAACUUUUUUUGUUUUUGAAUCAUACUUUUUAAACAUGAAAAUGUUUUUUGAAUUUCUAUUUUCGAAUUUUUAUUUAAAAUUUAUUCUUAAAAAUCGAAUUUAUUUUUUAAACUAUUUUUUUUUUUUUUUAUUUUUAAAAAUUUAUUAAUAUAUUUAUUAGAUCUUGAAUUUUCACAUUCUGAAAAUUUUACCCUACCCUUUAAGUAUAAACCUUAAGUCUAAAUUAAUUAAUUUUAGAAUUAUAUAAAUAUAUAUUUUUAUCUUUUAUUAAAAUGUGAGAGUAAAAAUGAUUAUAAACAUGAAAAUUUGUAUUAUUUUCUUUUGUAACACAUAAAAAGUAGUAUUAUGAAUGUGGUAUUUUUUACAAUUUUUCGAAAUAACUAGGAAAAUUGAUAAAAAGCACGUGGGUUUGCAAUUCAUGUGACGUUUCUUAAAACCACUACCACAUAAUGGGAUCCCACCACAUAAUAUAUAACUACGAGAUCUGAUUUCAAAAGGCAGAGAAAUGGCGACUGAAACUAAAGUGAUAGCUCCGGUUGGAAGCGGAGAAAAAGGAUGCUGCAAGUCAGGUCCCGGAUAUGCCACGCCACUUGCCGCAAUGUCUGGUCCACGGGAAAAGCUCAUCUACGUCAUCGCCGUCUACACUGGAACGGGACGAGAGAAGCCAGAUUACUUGGCAACGGUAGAUGUGGAUCCAAGCUCAGCAACAUAUUGUAGCGUCAUUCAUAGAUUGCCAAUGCCCUUUCUUGGUGAUGAGCUUCAUCAUUCUGGUUGGAACUCUUGCAGUUCUUGCCAUGGUGAUGCUUCUGCUGAUAGACGUUAUCUCGUGUUACCAUCCUUUAUAUCUGGUCGCAUCUAUGCAAUUGACACAAAGGCAGACCCGAGGGCACCAUCUUUGUAUAAGUACGUAGAUCCUAAAGAGAUUGCUGAAAAGACAGGAUUGGCCUUCCCACACACAACUCAUUGCCUUGCCUCUGGUGAAAUCUUGGUGUCCUGUCUUGGGGACAAAGAUGGAAAUGCCCAGGGGAGUGGGUUUCUUCUUCUCGACUCUGACUUUAAUAUCAAGAACAGGGGAUUUCUCAGGUGGGAGAAACCAGGACAUAGUCCCUUGUUCGGUUAUGAUUUCUGGUACCAACCUCGGCACAAGACAAUGAUCAGCACCUCUUUGGGAGCACCUAAGGCCUUCUCCAAAGGUUUUGAUCUCCAGGACGUUGCUGAUGGCUUCUACGGAAGUCAUCUUCAUGUUUACAGUUGGCCAGGAGGUGAAAUGAAACAGUUAAUUGACCUUGGAGAUACUGGUCUCAUACCUUUGGAGAUCAGAUUCUUGCAUGAUCCAUCUAAGGAUAUAGGAUAUGUUGGGAGUGCACUGUCGAGUAAUAUGAUAAGAUUUUUCAAGAAUAGUGAUGAAACAUGGAGCCAUGAGGUCGUUAUAUCAGUUAAACCCAUAAAAGUAGAAAACUGGGUUCUUCCAGAAAUGCCAGGGCUUAUCACCGACUUCUUGAUCUCUCUGGAUGAUCGAUUUUUCUACUUUGUGAACUGGCUUCAUGGAGACAUUCGCCAGUAUAACAUCGAAGACCCUAAAAACCCUGUCUUAACGGGACAAAUUUGGGUGGGUGGUUUACUACAAAAGGGUGGUCCUGUUAAGGCUGUUAGAGAAGACGGCGGUACUUACCAGUUUGAUGUUCCUCAAAUCAAGGGGAAAUCUCUGAGAGGAGGACCUCAAAUGAUUCAGCUUAGCCUUGAUGGUAAACGACUGUAUGCAACAAACUCGUUAUACAGCGUGUGGGACCGUCAGUUUUACCCUGAACUUAUGGAUAAAGGAUCACACAUAAUUCAGAUUGAUGUUGAUACAGAGAAAGGUGGUCUCUCAAUAAACCCUGAUUUCUUUGUGGACUUUGGUGAAGAACCUGAUGGUCCUGCGCUUGCCCACGAGAUGAGAUAUCCCGGCGGAGACUGCACAUCUGAUAUCUGGAUUUGAAUAUGAUCCAUAAGAAAAGAUUUGAGUCAGUUGUUGUCUUUUGUAGUGUAAUAAAUAACUGUUUUCAUCCAGACAUAAAGCUUGUUCUUCUCUUUUGUUACUUAAUCAAAACUUUCAGUUUAUAUUACGUCCA
Molecule: messenger RNA, 3219 nt
Organism: Brassica rapa (field mustard)
Lineage: Eukaryota; Viridiplantae; Streptophyta; Magnoliopsida; Brassicales; Brassicaceae
Product: selenium-binding protein 1
Molecular function (GO): selenium binding
Source: RefSeq, a predicted model, not a curated record